Molecule: messenger RNA, 456 nt
Organism: Meloidogyne enterolobii
Lineage: Eukaryota; Metazoa; Nematoda; Chromadorea; Rhabditida; Meloidogynidae
Source: the annotation of a GenBank genome assembly
AUGAAUUUAACUGAAAAAUUGCCUUGUUUGUGCCAUGCUCUUUUAGAACAAAAAUCUGUUCAAAUUAUUUGUACUGGGACUUUACCAGAGAAAAUAUGGAAUGAAUUGAAUGGUUAUAGUAUUUCUAUUGGAAAAAUGGCUAUAAGGGAUUGCUCCGAAAUUAUUGAAAAUUUUCAGCCUGUGCCCCCAUUGACGAUUCGAAGUCUAGAAAUAUCAAAUUGUCAAAUUAACCAAAUGCCUCCAACUUCUUUUGACUCUCUUUCAACUUCUUUGGAAGAACUUUGGUUGCUCAAUAAUUCCCUUACUUCUAUUCCAAAAUUGUCAAAAUUAAAAAAUUUGGUUGCUUUGAAUUUAAAUGUGAAUGAAUUGAAAAAGUUUCCGGACAGUUCUUUAAUUGGAUUGAAGAAAUUAAAACAUUUAAGACUUAAGAAGAAUAAAAUCUGUUCUCUUGUGUAA